Orbicella faveolata is the source of this 2274-nucleotide messenger RNA. RefSeq lists its product as uncharacterized. NCBI's taxonomy places the organism in Eukaryota, Metazoa, Cnidaria, Anthozoa, Scleractinia, Merulinidae. The record is from RefSeq and is a predicted model, not a curated record.
UGUGUGCAGGAUGAAGGACCAUCAUCAGGUAGCGAGUCCAGUCAGUCUUACCAACCAGACAGUGAUACAAGCUCAUCUACUGAGGACAGUGCAGGGAGUGAAGAUGAUAUUGACAGUGAAGUUGAUGGAGAUGACAAAAGAGUCAAGACGAAUGGUGGCAAUGGAAAGAAAAAAAGAGCUAAAGCAAAAAAAGAAAAAAAAGUCUCGACAAAAAAGAUUAAGAAGGAGACAACUCGAGGAUUAAAGAAGUGUCCUCUACCUUUAUGUGGUGCCAGCGUGAUUCACCUCCCACGCCAUCUUCAAAACGUGCAUGGUUGGUCUCAAGAACAUUCUAGAACCGCUGUUACGCGCUUUGGAAUGAGAAAGAGUUACACCUUCUCAGACUCUGCAAAAGUUCCUCAGAAGAAAGCAAAAAAAUCGACAGAUGAGAAAGAGGAGAACACCAAUGACAAGAAGAGAAAAGACUAUCAUAAACACCGCUACUGUCCAGUCGAUGGAUGCACUUCCCUAGUAAAGAGAAUCCCUGCGCACUUAAGGAAUGUACAUAAGCUGGAUCCCAACGCUAAGGAGUACAAAGAUCUGUUAUCAAGAGUACGAGGCCCAAUCAAGGAAUCACAAAUGAGACCAUAUCAUAAACGACCUCGAGCUACUAAAGGAGACGAAGCAAGCGUGUCUCUAACAUCUGAGUCAUCGUUCCAUGAAGUGGUGACCAUUGAAGACGAGGAACAAGACCAGCAAGAUGAAAGUGAUAUUGGCGAAGCAAGCCACAUUGAAUCUUCAGAUAUCGAUCCACCUGAAUUUACUGUUCAGUUUAAAGCUUGGCUGAACUCUGCGGACGGAGGGAACCUGGACGACAAGACAAGCGAGCAACAUGGAAAGCAAAUUUCUAAGCUCUUGAAAGUGAUCGAUAGCAAACAAGAGAUGGCAUCGCUUUUCAACUCCAAUAUCAUCAAUGACAAAUUUCUGGAAGGAUUUGCAAAACAUCAGUACCACCCCAAAACCACUAAAUCCUAUUUGAUGAGUCUCCGCCAUUUCUACUCCUUUGCUUUGAGCAACGACUGUGGCGUGAACAUAUCUAAGGAACAGAUACUUUCUGUAAAAGAGAAAGUAACCAGGUGGUCCUCAUCUUUUCGAAAAGGCUGCUCAAAACGUCAUUGGGAAAAAAUGGAAGAAGACUUGAACGCUUUAAUUACUCCCAAGCAAAUAACCGAAUUCGAACGAAGCCAAGCUGCAAGAAAUGCCAUUUGUCUCUUCGGGCAGCUAUCGGGAGCUCACUGCUUGGAAAUGACGCAAGCCAAUUACACCCUUGCCAGAGACUUUUUGUUAGUUCAGAUUUCAAUUGAUAACGCCAACAGGGCUGGAGUCCUAGCAAACAUGAAAAUGGGAGAACUGAACAGUGCCGUGAAACAUGGUGAUGAAUACGUUGUUCAUGUAAGUGAUCAGAAGACUUUCGCCACACACGGUCCAGCAAGAGUAGUACUAAGCCCGAAAUUGUACAGUUGGAUGGCCAUUUUUGUGAGGGAGGCACGAUCGAAGGUUUCCAGCUCAAGUCGUAACCCUACCUCAAACGUCUUUUUGACGUGGAAUGGCGAACCGAUGGUAUCGAGUCAAAUAAACAAAGCGAUCAAAUCAGUCUGGAAGAAGGCUCAAGUGGAUGGCAACCCUAGCUCAACUCUCCUCAGAAAGUCGGCCGUUUCUCAAGUACACACAGCAAGCGACAGUAAUGAAGCCAGGGGGAAUCUCGCAGACCUGAUGGCCCACAAUCUGCAGACGGCAAACAAAUAUUACCGUCUACAGGAAAAGAACAAUUCCUCAGUUCAGGCCUCCAAGCAGCUACGCAACAUAAUGCGUAAACAGUCAGACCAUCCAGACCAAACAGCCAAACCAAACAGCAUUUCUGUCAGCCUAAAAAGCCCAUCUGCUUCAGAGGCUGUUGUCCCCAAAACUUCCAGAAGUUCAUGGAAAGAGGACAAGGAAGCUCUGAUCAAAGCAGUUUUCAAGGAUGAAAUUGAGCACGAAGCUAUUACUUUAGCAACGGUGAAAGCAAAAAUUUCUGACCAUCCGCAGCUAGGAGGAGAAAACCCAAAACGAGUCUUGGACAAAGUUCGUGCUCAAUGGCGUUUCAGUAAGUCCUCCUCUCCAGAGCCUCAAUGCCUUCCAUCUGAAGUGGAAACACUGGAGCAACGUGUUGAAAGGGCGUUUCAAGCAGAGAGCGAGACCUCAAGUGAAAUCAUACCUCCAACCAGUGUGUCAAGUAGCUUGUUAGAAAACUGA